AGAAAAAAGAAGUAGGUCAGCUAUUUAUAAACGUAUACGUAUAUUCCGUUAUAGAUAUGAAUCGGCGAAAAGUCUGUGUGAUUGGAGCUGGGGUUAUAGGAUUGUCGUCUGCUGUUCGAAUCCAAGACAAGAUACCAAGCAUCGAUAUAACCAUUAUAGCUGAUACAUUUUCUCCAUACACAACUUCUGAUGGGUCUGCUGGUUUUUGGGAACCACAUUUAGUCAACCCUGAUCAAAGUGAAGAGCUCAGGAAAUGGGGUCAGGAGACAUUUGACUAUUUACUAGAUUUGGUCCAGUCACAGGAAGCAGGAAAACUUGGUGCCCAGCUUGUAUCUGGGUAUGAUUUCUCAAUUGAACACCAUGACCAGGACCCAUUCUGGAAAGAUCAAGUAAUAGCCUACAGACGAUUAGAACAGAAAGAAAGAAGAUUUCAUCCCAAAAAUAAAGGAGGAAUUUUUUACAGUUCAAUUAUGAUAGACGUCAAGUCAUAUCUUCCGUGGUUAAUGGAGAAGUUUAAGUCGAGAGGAGGUAAAGUUCAGUUUGGCACAAUUUCUUCUGUGAAUGAGAUUUCAGAUAAAUUCGAUUUGAUUAUUAAUUGUGUUGGAGUGAGAGCUUAUCAGCUGCUGAAUGACCAGAACGUAAAACCAAUUCGUGGACAGAUUAUUAAGGUAAUUGCGCCGUGGAUUAAACAUUUCUAUGUUGAUUUUGAUGGUGCUGAGGGUACCGAACGUUAUAUACUGCCGGGACGUGAUUAUGUUAUUCUCGGUGGAACAGGACAAGAAGGAAACUGGAGUACAGAUAUUAACCAAAAGGAUAAGAACAGAAUUUGGGAAAGUUGUGUUAAUCUUGUUCCAAGUUUAAAGAAUGCACAGAAAAUUGGUGAUUGGGUUGGACUUCGACCUGGAAGAACUAAAGUACGAUUAGAACUAGACGAACAAAGAGGAAGUUCCGGAUGUAUGGUUAUACACAAUUACGGUCAUAGUGGAGCUGGUGUAACCCUGCACUGGGGAUGUGCUGGUAAUGUAGCCGAGCUUGCGCAUGCAACACUGACAACGUUAUCGUCCAGACUUUGAGGAGGACACUUACAUUUUAAGACAUUACAUCAUGCAUAUCUUAGUCAAAUAAAAUGCUUCAGCUAUUUAUGAGUAAUAUUUAUGAUUCAAUAUCAUAUGAUUAAUCCAAAAUGUUUUAAAUGGAGACAGUAUUGUUUGUUAAUUUAUUAAUUUAACUGAAUAAAAGAAGAGAUGAUUGUUAA
This is a messenger RNA of Mytilus californianus (California mussel), 1255 nucleotides long. Its product is annotated as D-amino-acid oxidase-like. Lineage: Eukaryota; Metazoa; Mollusca; Bivalvia; Mytilida; Mytilidae. The record is from RefSeq and is a predicted model, not a curated record. Gene Ontology annotation, molecular function: FAD binding; D-amino-acid oxidase activity. The transcript has 11 exons. The coding region runs from base 57 to 1073 and encodes 338 amino acids.